CACAACUUCAACAAAGACAGCUGCACCUCGGUGCACCUACACCCCCGACUUGCCAAUUGCAACCUUUGGCGACAUUUGCAUCUCGCUCGAACAACCUCCCAGGCCAUGGGUAGGGAUAGAACACACUGGCUCCGCUGAAUGGGAGGACACAGGUACUUGCAUCAGCUCUGGUACCUGGUUCGGGUACCCCACCAAAGUGAUCGGCCGCAAGACAGUACGAGUACGGAAUACUCCAUAGCCAUUCUCAACUACCACCCUCCGCAAGCUAUCUCUUGCACUUACACUUGCACCUGCACCCGAUCUUCUACCCUUCGAACCGGUGAUGCUCGUAGCCAGCAACAUGAAUCGUUUUCUCAGCAAACGGGAAAAGAUUGGCACCCACAAGCGUGAGAAGUCAAGGGAGAAGGCCGGGGCCGUUGACAGGAAGGUAAGGCGCUGCCUGCGUAGCCUCUCUCUUACUCUCUUGUCAGCAUGCGAGUGCUCAUAUCGAAGAAGAUACUCCACGUCUCUCUUCCUAUGAGCUCCAUCUUUGCCGCCUUUUCGAAUCCUCAUGGAAAGGGCGUGCCAGUUGCUGAAACCACUUGCCAUACAAUUCAUGCCACAACUGCUAAUGAUCGGCCUGGCUUCCUGCUACAGAUCAGACCUCUCUCUAGCGAUGGCCUCUUCUCCAUGUUCAAGUCGGAUCCGCAGAAGAAAAUGGAUAAGGAGCUGAGCAAUAAAGUACGGUGUCAAUAGACAAUGUUUCCCCAAAUUCGGUCGUUGACAAGGUUUAGAUACAAAAGAUUCGAGACCGACUAGCCCAGCACGGAUAUUCAAGCAUAGGCGACGAGCAGAUUACUUAUUCCCUAUCCUCGAGACACGCCGAUGGGGACGCUGAUAGAGCAUUCGAAAUGUUGUUGCUGUUCCAGGAAUCCGUAGAGGGUAUCAUCAAACCAUACGAUUCAUCGGUACAGAUGCAAGGCGCAGAAAACCGAGAAGGAGUAACAUGCUAUCUCGAUGCCCUACUGUUUGCCAUGUUCUCCCGUCUAGGGAGCUUCGAGCCCAUCCUAUACAAUAAUUUCGAGGAUGAGCCGAGACGUAGACUUUCCACCCUCAUCCGAUUGUGGGUAAAUUUGCUACGGACAGGCAAGCUGAUACAGACCGAUGUUGUACGUUAUAAACGACAUUUCUCUACUAACAGUAACUAAUGCUUGCAGACUGGCCAUCUCCAGGACGCUAUGGCAGCAUGUGGUUGGGAGGAUGCCGGAAAACUGGAGCAGCAGGAUACAUCCGAAGCUUUUCACUUUAUCACGGAGAAGCUGGAACUGCCGUUGCUCACCCUGAAGAUGGACAUUUACCAUACAGGCAAGGUAGACGAUAGAGAUGACCACAAAUUCGUACAAGAGCGAUUGCUCGAGGUUGCGGUGCCGGAAGAUACUGACAAUACACGUCAAAUCAAAUUAGAAGAUUGCCUUGAGAGAUACUUCAACAACCGAGUUGAGGUUGUCCGAAGACUUGAGCGCUCCAAUACAAGAUCAUCGGUUCGCUCAGCGUCGUCUCCCUUCACAGAAAAAGAAGAGUCGCAGCAUAUCGAGGUAUCCGAAAUGCCGUGGGGCCCAGAUACUCCAACCUCUGUCCAUGCACCCGCUGCUCCCAUCGCGCCUAAGAUUCACAAUCCCCUACCCACUUUAAAUCGCAACGGAAGCAUAAUACGGCAUCGCAUAAUACACGAGGACGAGAAGAACGGCGAGAAGAGCGGCCACGACAGAAAUGAAACUCCUGAUUCAGUACGCCGGGGUUCUCUUCGAAAGGAAGUGCUGAUGCCAGCAUGGCAAUUCUUUAAUCUAAUACGUCCGUCACCAUUUUAUUCAGAUAUGAAGCCAUUUUUUAGGCGUGCUCCCCUUGAUACCCGAGAUUCAGUACUAAUCGGUGAAACAGCUUGGUACACAAAACAUUCUCCUGCGAAUGAUGCAGAAGUCGCAGCUCACUUCUCGCAAACACGCCCAGUUUUAGGAAUCUGCUUGAAGCGUUACGCCAUGACAAAUGACGGCCAGGCGACAAGGAAAGACACAUUCAUAGAUAUCCCUCUCGACAUCAAACUACCUCAUUUCAUUCAAGAAGACAUGAUUUCCGAGGACGGCCCUCUGAUGGGAAACUUCAAGUUGUCAUUGCAAUCCGUUAUAUGCCAUAGAGGCACUUCUGUUCACUCCGGUCAUUACAUUUCAUUCAUUCGCGGGGCCACCCAGGCAGCAGAUGGCGACAUUGGAUCUUCCCGGAGACUCAGCAACAACAUGCAUCCACCCCACUAUGCAGAAGAUAGAUGGAUCAAGUUUGACGAUCUAGCAGAUCCACGAGUUCAGUAUGUAGACAUUGAGAAAGCCAUGGUUGAGGAAAUGCCAUAUCUACUCUUUUACCAAGUCCAACCAACCUACGAGAUGACGCCGUCGAGAUGUCCCGACAUUCUACCACCUUCGUACACAUCCCCCACCAUCGGAGUGACUUGCUCCUCGCCAAGAUUAGCAGCUAGGAAAGAGAGGAUGCAGGAUGGUUAUUUUGAUGGCGCCAACGAUCACUCCAAUCGGUUAUCAUCGGAAACCGAAGUACAAGAUGAACCAAGGAUAAGUAUUAACAUGUCCGAGGAGCGCCGCGGUAGCAUACUUACCGAUAUGAGCUUGACGAGUAGCAAGAGCACCCAGAUGACCUCAGCUCCUGUGACUCCAGGUGCCGUCACUCCCACUGGGGAAGAAACCACAGGACAAAGAAUGUCACGGGCUGCAGCGAGAUUCAAAACUACAAACAAAAGUCGCCCUACCAGCGCUGCAGGGGAAGGGCGGUUGAGCUUGACACUUUCAAGACUGAAUUGGAGAGCCAGCAAAGAACAACUCAUCAGCAAAACCGAAGGUACAAAGGAAAUUGUCGAAAAGGAGAAUGUCAGUUCACCAGAAGCCCAAGAACCAAAUGCCACUGACGAGGUUCACAUCACAAUGGACGAAGAAAACACCCCAAAGCUGAAGAAAAGCAAAAAGCGAGAUAAGAGUAGAGGGCCAGGAGAGGUCGUAGAUCCCGAGCAUGAGAAUCAUCAUCAUGACAGGAGUAAAGGGAAGGCGAAGGAAAAGGACAAGACUAAAGAUAUUGAUAGGGAAUGCAGCGUCAUGUGA
Messenger RNA from Hymenoscyphus albidus, 3137 nucleotides. NCBI's taxonomy places the organism in Eukaryota, Fungi, Ascomycota, Leotiomycetes, Helotiales, Helotiaceae. The record is from the annotation of a GenBank genome assembly.